UCAACCAGAGUGAGAAUUCGAGAUUCUAAUUAUUAUUGUUAUGCCGUCAACAACAUAAAUUUUGAAAAUAAUUGAACAAGUUUAUAGUGAAAAUGGCGACAACAGGGGUUGGUUUUCGGUGGUUAGAUUUAUUGGAAAAGGAAUUUGAUAAAGCAUGUGUUGGAUUAGAUACAUCUUUAGCGGAUCUGGAGACCGAGGAACCGGAUACAGUGUUUUCUUCUCGCCAAAAAAUAGCAACGUUGAGUUCCUGUUUUGCUCAGCUCACUCACAAAGCCUUGACCAUUUUUCAGCACAGUGCAAAACUUGAGGCCGAGUUGGUGGAUAUGAGGGCAGAAUUGGUGCAGGCGCGCGCGGCGUCAGCUGGUGGCUGUCAAGAGGGUGGAGACGUGGCGGGCAACGUCCCUGAGGCGGCGCGAGCUCGGGCGGAGGCCGCUCAGCUAGCGAGGGAAAAUGCAUCGCUACGAGAAACGGUUCUCGCGCUCCAUUCGGAACUUUUCGGUGCUAGAUUAGCGACGAAGUAUUUGGAUAAGGAGUUGGCCGGACGCAUACAACAACUGCAGUUGCUGGGCAGCGACAUGCGAGCAGAACUGAGAGAUUCUCUCUGGGCGCAGGUGGAAGCGGAGAUCUUGCUGCAGCGGCACAAGACGCUGGUGCGCGUGUGCCGCGGCACCUCCCCCCGGCCCCCGCGGCCCGCCGGCCCUCUCCGCGCCAGACCGCGCACCGUGCGCGUACGACGCUCGCCGCAUCUCGGCCUCGGCAUCUCGGUCACGGGCGGUCGCGAGCACGGCGUGCCCAUCCUGAUUUCGGAGUUGGAGAUGGGCGGACCCGCCGCUCUGACGGGACAGUUGUACGUCGGGGAUGCCAUACUGGCCAUCAACGACGUCGACCUCACGCAGGCGUGCCACAAGGAAGCCGUGCAAGCGCUGCAGAGCGUGAAGGGGGACUGCGCACUUUGCGUGCAGUACAUCGCCACUGACGACGAGGACAGGCUCUCCGAAGACAACUACAGGUUCCCCUUGUAUCCGGAAGACGGCGAAGAGUACUGCGACGAGAGGGACGGCUCCGGAGUAACUCCCACGGCACCGAGGACUCCGGAAUAUAACCACAGAUGCAACUCGGAGGAGAGAUCGCGCACCGGCAGCGAAUCGCGCUUCGUGGCGUUCGGCCCUCCCAACGGUCCCGUCGGGCCUGAACUCGCCCCUUACCCCGACUACAACAACAUCAACAACAACCUCGACAUCCUCGACAUGGACGACGACUCCAUCAAGAUCGAAGCGAGGCUCGAGAUGGUGAAGCUGGAGGAGGUCGCGGCGGGACGGAGUCCGGCCCCGUCGGCCUCGCCCGGCUCGACGCCGGUGCACCUCGCCAGGACCUCGCUCAAGAAGAGGAAGGCCCUGGACUGGAGGACGAAAGGCGCGUACAGUGCGGUGUCCGUGGAGGGAGUGUCGUCGGACGAGCCGGGGGGCGAGGCGGACGCGGCGCGCGCUCGCGACUGGCGCUCGAGGGGCACCUACGUCGCCCUAAAGCAGAGGCACCGCUCCGACGACGACGCCCUGGACAAUCGGCCUCGAUCCGGCGACUCCUGCGACAACGCAGUGCCCGUCGCUCGAGAGGUGACGAUGGCGCCGAGCGCCGCCACCGACUCCGUUCCCGCCGUCUCGAUCGUGAGUCCGGGGGCGUCGGACACCGCUUCCGCGUCUCUCGCCGCCGAGCGCAAGGCGGCCGGGGCGACUGCGCCGACCGAGCUCGACGGCGACUCGAAGCCGAGGAAAGAAAUUAAAAAUUUCAGGAUAGGUUCGGCGCGUCGCGUGGAGGCUCACGGCCUGCUCGUGAACGGCGACGGAGACCCCGACUUCGGGACUCCCGUUUGAGCGAGCCCUCGACCCGCUUCACCGCUUCUCGUCCGCCGCUCGUCGCCGGAUGGAGCCGAUUUGCGCCCGACCGUUAUAGCAUUUACUUUUGCGUCCGCCGGGGGCUCGUGACGAUUCGUUUAACCCCGGAGAUGUCGCAGUGUCCGAACGUCGAUUAUCACUUUUGUUUAUUUAUUUUUUAUAUAGAAUUUCAGGCAGCUUCGCGUGUUCGCGCAUUCGAUGUACAGACCCGGUCCGGUAAAGCAAAGGAGGCGACGAGGCCGGUCUUCGACCUUAGAUUAAGCAAAAAUGCAGGCAAAAAGAUGUGAACGUGGCGAGUGUCGAAUAUUUAAAGAAUUCGCCCACACGUCGACGGGCCGUGGCGCGUCACGGCAAAGUCGACCUUGCCAAAAGUCAAUUUGCCGAACCUCACUUCUCCGCUUUGCGCGGGACGAGUCGCUCUCGAAAACAUUGGACAGACGCGAAAGUAUGUCUGCCCGUGCCCCGUUAAGGUUAUUGUGAUUUCGAUUACGGCACAAAUACGCUUAAAAAACAUAAUGAAGGAAUCAUGACAAAGAGACGAUGACUUUAUUUAACUAAUUGAAUGUUGUGGGUUACGUGUUGCUAAUUCAUGUCAAUACAUUCUUAAGAGGAGACGCCCUACGGUAAAUGAGUUUACGACAAACAGCUGUUUGGAGUCGAUCCAAACUUAAUCUGACCUUAACAUUGUCGUGUCAUUUGAUUCGCUUUUACACAUUCCAAUGAAUAAUGACGAAUGUUUUCUGACUUUGCAAUGUUAUCUAUUAUUUAUUUAAUUUUUUAUACACAAUUAAAUAUUGUCAAAAACACAUAUAAUCAUAUAAAUAAUUUUACAUUAAUAUAUCACAAUAUUUAAUAACAAGCGUUCAUAUUUAUGAAUCGUAUUCAUUUCUUUGUAAAACAGCUUCAGAUCUCAGGGUUGAAUCUCGAAAUAGUUUUAAAUUUUGCCAUUUUCAUAUUGUAACGGCUUCCAUUAUUAAUUCUACAUGGUAUGCAAACUCCAACAAUAUAUUAUAAAUAUUCUUUGAAAAUACUGCACCAGCAAUACAUAUGUAUGUAAUAUAAUUAUUUAGAUACAAUAAUUUGAAACGAAACUUUAUUAUCAAAAUUUCAUAUUUUUUACUUGUGACUUUAGACAUUGAUAUAAAGUUUGGUGUAUUGAGGGAUAGAUAAAAACUACUUUCUGUGACGAUAUUGCUCAGCCGUGUACCUCUAGGCCUAAAUAAGACUGCAACAUUCCAUAAAUCUCCUAUGCAUUGUAUAAGUUUCGCUGUAAUUUGUAAUGACAUGUACCAUGUAGUAUGGUUUUACCAGUAACGGAACAUAGUAGUGUAUGUAUUAUUAAUUUAUGUUAAAUUGAAUAAAUUUUAUAAAAAACAUG
Pieris brassicae (large cabbage white) is the source of this 3270-nucleotide messenger RNA. Its product is annotated as Golgi-associated PDZ and coiled-coil motif-containing protein-like. Gene Ontology annotation, biological process: negative regulation of protein localization to cell surface. Gene Ontology annotation, molecular function: transmembrane transporter binding. Gene Ontology annotation, cellular component: trans-Golgi network transport vesicle; Golgi apparatus; membrane. Bases 93 to 1871 code for a protein of 592 amino acids. The transcript is spliced from 14 exons. Lineage: Eukaryota; Metazoa; Arthropoda; Insecta; Lepidoptera; Pieridae. The record is from RefSeq and is a predicted model, not a curated record.